Molecule: messenger RNA, 2472 nt
Organism: Diachasma alloeum
Lineage: Eukaryota; Metazoa; Arthropoda; Insecta; Hymenoptera; Braconidae
Exons: 4
Coding region: 454-1521 (355 amino acids)
Source: RefSeq, a predicted model, not a curated record
UAGCCCCGAUAUCCGGUCCAAGUUCCCUCUCAAUUCUUUUCGGACUCAAGUCCUUAUUCGCCAACGAUACCGACGCUUUCCUAAUCGGCGUUUUCUUCGGUGAAAAUUUAUUCGUAAAAAAAGGCAUUUUAUUUAUUACCCCCAAACGCCCACGUAAUCCACGACUACCACAAGCUUAAUCACUCAAUUGCUUAUAUUUUUUCCAUUAAAAAACUAUUUUAUGGCAACGAAGUGGUUUCUGAACAGGACUUUGUUUAUAAACAUAAGUACAAUAUCAUGAAAACCCAACAAAAGCCUCGGAAGUAUUGUAAAUUCCCGCGUGGCGUCGCUAAUCUCUAACAAUUCAAUAUGGCCGCGUAAUCUCUUGCUGGUGUUUAUUUUUUUGAACAUGCGGUCGCUAUUAAACCGGCCUCGCAUGACUGUUGAGUGUGCCCACCUGACACACGCUAAAAGAUGGAUGAGUAUUGUCCACUGUGUCAUAAAGUGGGUAAUUACAAGAAGAUCAGGGCUAUACAGGUGAAUCAUGAUGAGGCUGUCUGGCUGUGCGAGGAGGAAAAGUGUCCCUGGCCCUUCGGCUACGAGGAAUUCAAAUUCAUCCCCCGAAGGAUCGAGGAGCUAUCGAAAAAGACCUAUUCGAGGACUGAAACUGGUAAGAAUAAGGAAGCGACAGCGAUCUCCACUGAACUGGGUGUCUACACACCCCCUGUGACUCCCAGCAACGAAAGUUCCUCAAAAGACAGUGGAAAACUCGAUAAUUUGGGUGUGACAACACCGAGCACUAUUAGCUCCCCUUUCACCGGUAAAAUUAGCCCGACGUACAGGUCCAGGGCAGUCCUCACCCACCAACCAAUCAAACAAGAGAGCCCCCAAGAGUCCAACGAGAAAUUCUCAAACCCAGUCUCAAGUAUCUUUGACAUCGAUAGUUCAGUUCCAGUUGGGAAAAUUGGAAUUGCGGUGAUGAAGCAGGGGACAGGGCCUUCCACUUGUGAUGGUAACCGAGGGAAACAUGAUUUUAGAUCUAAAAUCGUCAAGAGAAAAAUGACAAAUGUCCCUCAGAUCAGAUCCAUCGAGACGAUUCCCAAUAAUUUAAUCAAGAUCGAAGUGAAAGAGGAUCUGGCGACUAAUUUAGUGACCCCCACAGUUAAGAUUAGCCCCUCAAAAGGUAAUUGUGAAGCCAAUCGGUGUGUAACGAGCCCUCCCCGAGGGCCUCCGCUGCCAGAAACUAAUGAAUUAGAAAAUUUUGAUUCAAUGCCUGAAGUACCAAAGAAGAUCCUCAAACUUUCAGACGAUGAAAUUGAAGAGAAACCUGGUGUUGAUCAAUUAUCUGAUCAGAUGUUAGGAGACAAUCUCUUGCAAUCGAGUGAUUAUUUAGAAAUGAUGAACUUUGAGGGGGGAAACGAUGCCAUGGAUAGCUCUGGACAAGUGGGUCUUAGUGGAAUUUUCGAGGAGUUGUUGGUGGGGAAUUUUCAAAAUGUGACUCAGGAAAUUGAUGACGACUGGCUCAAGUCCAUGCUGAUAUAGAUGUAGAAUCGUCAAGAGAAAAAUCACAAGCGUCACUCAGAUCAGAUCCAUCCAGACAAUUCCCAGUAAUUUAAUCAAGAUCGGAGUGAAAGAGGAUGUGUCAACUAAUUUAGCGACCCCCACAAUUCAGAUUAGCCAAUCAAAAGGUAAUUAUGAAGCUCCUGGGUGCGUAACAAGCACGCCCCAAGGGCCUCCGCAUCCAGAAACUAAUGAAUUACAAAAUUUUGAUUCAAUGUCUGAAGUACCAAAGAUCCUCAAACGUUCUGACAAUGAAUGAAUUAUCUGAUCACAUAUUAGGGGACAAUCUCUUGCAAUCAAGUGAUUAUUUAGAACUGAUGAACUUUGAGGGGGGAAAUGAUGCCAUGGAUAACUCUGCUCAAGUGGCUCUUAGUGGAAUUUUCGAGAAGUUGUUGGUGGGGAAUUUCCAAAAUGUGACUCAGGAAAUUGACGAUGACAGGGUCAAGUCAUUGCUGAUAUAAUGUAAAUAAAAGUUGAUCAAUUUUUCGAUGAAUUUGGACUACAGUCACUCAGGGAUCGCAAAGGGAAGUAAGUUUACUUGUUCGUUAGCUGUGAGUUUCAAUUAAUUGUAUUUUUAAUGAAGAACUGAACAGUUCAAUUGUACAAAAAUGAGAGUCAUGCUCUCAGACUGUUUAGGGAUUAUGAAUAGUCUAAGGAUUUUGUACGCUGUAUUUUUUCAAGGGGAAUAAUUCAGUGCGUGUGCGAAGGUUGAGUGCAUCAUUCAAAUUUCCACAGGUUUUGUUCACUAGCUUCGUUUCUAUUAACAUCAAGUAUUUACAUUAAUAUUUUUAAACAGUGUCACAGGAUUGAGGUCAGUAUUGAAGUCUUGUGAGUAGGCGAUCAAUUUUUCAGGUACUUUGAUUUUUAAUAGUUGAAACGUGUGAGAUGAGUGUAAAUAAAUAUUGUUAUGAAUUAACUGGCAUUUACGAUCAA